Messenger RNA from Hypomesus transpacificus, 4493 nucleotides. RefSeq names its product helicase (DNA) B (gene helb). The transcript is spliced from 13 exons. The record is from RefSeq and is a predicted model, not a curated record. Lineage: Eukaryota; Metazoa; Chordata; Actinopteri; Osmeriformes; Osmeridae. The coding region runs from base 371 to 3967 and encodes 1198 amino acids.
UCUUAAGGAAGUGGUCUGUUUUGGAGGAGAUAGGUCAGGCCGUAAGUGCUUCCAGCACAGUAGAUGGCGGUGCAGGCGUCUCCCAGUGAGAUGCAAUCUCUAAUAAUAUGGCUAUGCCAGAGAAUGUCUAAUAAGGGACAUAAUAACCCUAACCCGUAGAUGGGCUCUGGCUAUGCCUGGAACCGAACCCGAAUAAGAAAAAACAGACGAAGACAUGGCUGGUUUGCAGGGGGCGACAGUGUUGUAUCUGUUCGCUUUGUGUGGAAAGAAGAAGAAACACUUCCUUUUUAUUUUCGUGUUUAUUUUUAUGUUUUGCGUCAAUUACAGACCGCGCAGUUUGCUGUUGUAGGUACAAUACAAUACAGAUAACAUGUGUAGUUUAGGAAUUCCUUUGGGAGUUGUCAACUUGAAAGGUUACAUUUUACCCGAAAAGAAAGUUGUAAGGGCAGAAGAUGCAGAUUCUGACUCUGGUGAAGAUGAGGAAGAAAAGCAGCCAGAAUUCCUGGAUAUGAAAGAAAUGCUCAGCGUUAGUUCUGGAGGACACAUGUUCAAUUCAUCUAUACCUGCAAAGAAGGAAGUUGAAUUCCAGGACCUACAGUCAGGAAAGAAAUUAAGAGUAGACGGAUGUUUCGCCCUGAGGGACCCUUGGUGGGAGGUCACAUGCACGGCACAACAACGCAGAAAAAAGAUGGUCUUGAAGGGUAACCCCAGCUACAAGUUGCGCACUGAUCUAAAUAGAGAAGAAGGAAAAUCCAUAAUGUCUCUUUUCAUGACUGCCUGUGACAUAACGGCAGAGUUUGUUAACCAGUUCUUUCAGUGGCUCGAUGCCAGUGGAAAAAACAUCGGUUUCUCUAACCUGCUGGACGUCCUGACUGAGUUUGAGAAUGAAGAAAUAAACAGAGCAGUGGCGCAGCAGAUCAAAAACUUGGUCGUCAACUCAGUUGCAGGGAAGCGGGUUCAGGCGGCAGCCCUGUAUCCUCUAGUCAUGCAGUACCUACCCUCACUGCUCCCAGGACAUUUCACUGACCUGCUACGCAAGGGCAAGGGGAAUGAAAAGCAACCUACCACCCAGAUGACACAAGCCCCACAGGUAGCAGAAGAGGAGGAGGAGGAAGAGGAGGAGGAAGGGGAGGAGGAAGUGGACCUCAGUUUACUGGCCAAACUGGAAGAGAUGAUAAAAACUGAUGUUUGGAAGUUGGGUUUCAACUAUCUCAUGUCUAAAGAGUUGAAGCUUGUCCGCUGUGAGGCUCAGCUCAGGGCCUUCGAUGAAUGCCGGCUGCUCUGGCGGAUUCCCGACCUGCAGCGCAACGCCCUUCGUGUCUACGACUAUCUGAAGAGUUACUGCUACAGAACAGGAAGCACCUACAUGGAUAUCAAGCCCCUGUGCGAGGACCUGCGUCAAAAGGUCGGCCUGGCUGAUGAAGAAGGGGUGUGGAACGCCGUACACUUCCUGAAGGAGCAGGGGGUGCUCAAGUCUGACCGCCAGAAGGUGGCAAUCAGGAACCUGUUCUCCUACGAGAAGGGCAUCAACGACUGCCUCGGCGCCCUGGUGGAGGGCGAGCCCUGGCGCAUCCCGUUGGACGUUAGGAAGGUGCUGCGCGCCGCUGAAGAGGAGAGGAAGAAGAAGGGAGGUGCGGGGGAUGCGGUGGGCUCUGGCGGUGGAGAGGACUCGGGCACAAAGCCAGCUGCGACAGAAAAACGGAACUUGACUGAAAUGGACAGAGUGGAUGUUGCUACUGCCUGUGCACACUCCACUGCCAAAGUUGAAUGUUCUGCAGGUACAGAAACCGACUUUUUACCCAUGGCCCACAUCAAACAGGACCCUGACAGCGACCAGAGCCAGGCCGCCGUGGAGCUUGACCCAGACCAGGUGCGGGCGGCCGAGAUGAUCUGUGCCAACCCCGUGACGAUCAUCAGCGGUAAGGGCGGUUGCGGCAAGACCACGCUGGUCAGCCUGGUGUUCAAGGCUGCCAUGCAGCAGCAGAGCCACGACAGGGAGGAGGUGGAAAGGGCAUGCGCGGACUACAAGAACGACGAUCAAGGCUCGGAGAACUGGCAGGAUCUGGGGCCCGGCCUCCUGGGGCCCGGCCUCCUGGCCCACACGGAGGGUCAGGUGAAGGAGGAGGCCGCCGACGGAUCGUCCAUACAGGCUAAAAACGAGGUCCUGCUCACCGCUCCCACUGGCAGAGCUGCCGCCAUGUUGACCAAGAAAACCUGCUUCACCGCCUUCACCCUGCAUCAGGUAAUGUGGAGUUUCAUGAAGGCAAAGAAGGAUGGGAGCGGGCAGCCCGAAAACUGGAAGUUUGCGUCGGUGCGUGUCCUGGUGGUGGACGAGGGCAGCCUGGUGUGUGUGAUGCUGCUCCACUCCAUUCUCACCAUGCUGACCAAUCACGCCAGGCUCAGGAAGUUCAUCCUCCUGGGGGAUGUGAGGCAGCUGCCCAGCAUCAUGCCGGGGAACACUCUCCACGACCUGUUCCACAGUCUGACGCUGGCCAAGUAUGCCAUCGAGAUGAGGACCAAUCACCGGGCUGAGUCUGAGCUCAUCGUCAACAACUCUGGACAAAUCUCAGACAUGGGCAUGAGAGGUUUCUUUCGUCCUUUGGACUUUGAUGCCACUGUGGACCCGAACGAGUCCUGCACCAUGCCCUCGGCGGACAAGAGUUUCAUCCUCGUUCUUCUACCCAAUGAUCCUGAUGAGCUGCCCAAUGCUAUCAAACGGCUGUUGGCAGAAGCUCCCGGGCUGCAGGAUCACAAGACGUCUCAGUUCAUCGCUUUUAGAAGGAAGGAGUGCGCCAUGAUCAAUGAUCUUUGCUGUAAGCACUACUGCGACCACCUCACCAAAGACCACAGGAGCAGAGUGGUGUUUCAACCCGGGGAUAAAGUCUGCUGCACCAAGAACGGCUACGUCACCAACGAGGAUGAAAAGGCCCCAGAUGGAGCAGAGAGAGACAGCUGGCCCAGCAGCACUGCGAUGAACGCGGACGGAAGGGACGAGGAGCAGAAACAGGCGGACAAGAACAAGCUGCGCCUCUGCAACGGAGAGAUAUUCUUCAUCGAGCAGGACGUCACUAAGGAGGAGGUCGGCAGGCGCCGCAGGAAGACGCGCUACCUGACCUUGAGGGAUUGUGACGACCGGGUUGUGACCGCGUCCUACAGAGAGCUGCAGAAAGAGUGCAGGCUGCAGCACGCCUGGGCUCGAACCAUACACACCUUCCAGGGCUCGGAAACAGAGACCGUUGUGUAUGUGCUAGGAAACGGCAAAGCUCAAACCUGGAAGCACAUGUACACAGCGGUGACCAGAGGACAGAAGCGGGUGUAUGUUGUGGCUCACAAGGGAGGCAUAAAGUUUGCCAUCCAAGCCCCGGUCAUCCAACGCAACACAAGGCUUAAGGGGCUGGUCAAGGAGCUACUGGCGGGACAGAUCGUUCCCAGUCAACCCGGGUCCAGCCAUCCCCUUGCAGGCACACCAGGCAGGCCGGCCCCUGGUUUUGGGCCUACACAGUCCACCCCUCGGUCCUCACAAAAGCCCAUUUCCUCCAGAGCACUUUUCGGCCAGUCUACACCUGUCACAUCCAAAAGCCUUUUGCGGGAUGGUGAAGUGGUCGCAGUUAAGAAAGAGGAAGCUUCAGAUAUGUCUCUUCGAGAUGACGUGAUUUUUAACGAGACAUACUCCUGGUCAUCUAUGAACAGCUCUGACGACCACUCUGGUGAGCUACACCCUGAUUACAUGACAUCAGAGGCUAACUGUGCAAGAAAGGAUGGCCAUGUUGGCACUGCUCUAACUCGAGGUUCGCCUGGCAGCAAGAGGAUUCUCAGCCCUCUAGACAGCUGCACCCCUAGGAAACAACUCAAGGCAGAGCCGAUGGAGUCGCCACUUGGCUGUUCCAGCCUGCAGGAGCUCACCCUCCACACACCUAAGGGGAAGAGGCUGUUCCAAGAUCCUCCCUCUGAGGGCACAUUUGACUGAUUUUUAUUUAUUCAGAAGGAACAUGUUUGAAUAUCAUGUGACUGGCCUUCUAGUAUGAUUUUUAAAGACUUUUUGAGGGGGGAAAUAUGAAGAAAAAAAAAAACGUUUGCCUUUAAUUUAACCAAAAACUUAUAUGCCUUUUGUAUUCAUGCCAAAUGUAACACUCAUGGAUACAUGUACAUUUUAAAUUACCAAUGCUGCAAGCUAACAGUAAAAAAAUAUAUAUAUAUUGGGUUAAAAAACAUGGUUUAAGCAUUAUCUAUAAUGUAGUUUGCUGAACCAUAAUCCCUAUAGGCUAUGUAUUGCAUAUAUUGUAAUGUACAAUACUGUGUAGACUAUGAAUUGCAAGACUGUUGUAAUAGAAUACCUAUUUAAGUUGGCCUUAAAUAAUGUAAUGGUUAAAGGGUAAUUUAGCUUAGUAUGCCAGAAGAGGUACAGUGAUAAAAAAAUUAUUACUGUUUGACAACAUGCAUUUUGGUUAACAAAAAUGUAUUUACUUAGUCCUUUCCUACAUUAAACAUCCUAC